CACUAUCCAGAUUAUUCCCCAAUUCGCGGUGUGUACACACUGGCCGAGCAGCUCGGCAAAAAGUAUUUGUUUAUUUGUAAAAACUCGGAAAAUGAGUGGAAAAGCGUCGAAAUCGAACAGCGCCUCCAGCAGCAUGCUAUACGGCUCCAGCAUCUCGGCGGAGUCCAUGAAGGUGAUCGCAGAGAGCAUCGGCGUGGGCUCCCUAUCGGAUGAUGCCGCCAAGGAGCUGGCGGAAGAUGUGUCCAUCAAGCUGAAGAGGAUCGUCCAGGACGCGGCCAAAUUCAUGCACCACGCCAAGCGGCAGAAGCUCUCUGUACGGGACAUCGACAUGGCCCUGAAGGUCAGGAAUGUGGAACCACAAUAUGGCUUCGUCUCCAAGGACUUCAUACCCUUUCGCUUUGCAUCCGGCGGAGGAAGGGAGUUGCACUUCACGGAGGACAAAGAGAUCGACCUUAGCGAGAUCACCUCAAGCAACACGGUUAAGAUACCCCUCGAUCUCACCCUGCGUUCCCAUUGGUUUGUGGUCGAGGGAGUCCAACCAACUGUACCCGAGAACCCGCCACCACUCUCGAAGGAUUCGCAGUUCCUGGACUCCGUCAAUCCGGUGAUUAAACUCGAUCAAGGUCUAAACAAAGAUGCGGCUGGCAAGCCCACAACCGGCAAGAUUCACAAGCUCAAGAACGUGGAGACCAUCCACGUCAAGCAACUGGCCACGCACGAGUUGUCCGUGGAGCAGCAGCUGUACUACAAGGAGAUCACCGAGGCCUGCGUGGGAUCGGAUGAGCCGCGACGCGGUGAGGCGCUGCAGUCACUGGGCUCCGAUCCUGGCCUGCACGAGAUGCUGCCCCGCAUGUGCACCUUCAUUGCCGAGGGCGUUAAGGUCAAUGUGGUUCAGAAUAAUCUGGCGCUGCUCAUUUACCUCAUGCGCAUGGUGCGUGCACUGCUGGACAAUCCAUCGCUGUUCCUGGAGAAAUACCUGCACGAACUGAUACCCUCGGUGAUGACCUGCAUUGUUUCCAAGCAGCUGUGCAUGCGUCCCGAACUGGACAAUCACUGGGCCCUGCGAGACUUUGCCUCCCGUCUCAUGGCGCAGAUCUGCAAGAACUUCAACACCCUGACUAAUAAUUUGCAAACUCGAGUUACCCGCAUCUUCAGCAAGGCAUUGCAAAAUGAUAAGACCCACCUGUCCUCGCUGUACGGAUCUAUUGCAGGCCUCUCGGAGCUGGGAGGCGAGGUCAUCAAAGUGUUCAUCAUACCCCGCCUUAAGUUCAUAUCGGAACGCAUUGAGCCCCACCUGCUGGGCACCUCGAUCAGCAACACAGACAAGACAGCCGCCGGCCACAUACGCGCCAUGCUCCAGAAGUGCUGUCCACCGAUCCUCAAGCAAAUGCGCCCUGCUCCGGACACGGCGGAGGACUACAAGAACGACUUUGGCUUCCUGGGACCGUCGCUGUGUCAGGCGGUGGUCAAAGUACGAAAUGCCCCCGCCUCCAGCAUUGUGACCCUUUCGUCGAACACUAUCAACACGGCACCUAUAACGAGUGCUGCACAAACGGCCACCACCAUUGGACGUGUGUCCAUGCCAAGCACUCAGAGGCAGGGAAGCCCUGGAGUGUCGGCCCUGCCUCAGAUAAGGGCCAUUCAGGCCAAUCAGCCGCCGCAAAAGUUUGUGAUAGUCACCCAAAACUCGCCGCAGCCCGGCCAGGCAAAGGUGGUGCGACGGGGCAGUUCGCCGCACAGCGUGGUCCUCUCCGCGGCCUCCAAUGGGGCCAAUGCCUCCAACUCGAACUCAAACUCGAGCGGCAGUGGCAUCGGCAUCGGCAUGGGCAGCGGCAGCGGCAGCCUUCUGUCAGCCGCACAGCGGAGCAGCGAGAAUGUUUGUGUUAUUGCCGGUAGCGAAGCGCCAGCAGUUGAUGGUAUAUCAGUUGAAUCUUUCAGAGCAUGGAAAAUGCAUGCAAGAUUUGCGGAUCCCGAGCCCGCGUCGCCGGACAGUGAGGACAGAAUCGAAACGGAGUCGCUGGAGGCCAGAAUCGAGGCGUUCAAGCAGAGUCCCCAGAACAUGGCCGCUCUGCGGGAAGCGCUCGACGAUGUGGUGUUGCGGGCUGAGACGGAGGCCAACAGGCGGGCAGUUGAGAGCCAGAAAUCGCAACAGGGCAAGGAAAAGCGACCGAAUUUUAAGAACGGCAAGGUGGUGAACCGAGCCCGAGGAUUCGUGGUGCGGAUCUUCGAUGCCAUAUGCAAUUGUGCCAACAACAAUGCGGCGGCGGCCACGACGCGCUUCAAGUUGAGGAGCAACAGUGGCGGAGGAGGUGGCGGCGGUGGUGGAGGUGGAGCCGGUGGAGGUGGCAGUGGAAAUGGCAAGCGCCAGCAGUCCCAGGAUGAGCCGGAAACCCUGGUCCUGACCAAGAAGAAGCCAGCCAGCGAGGGCAAAAAAAAGAAAGGCGUCAGCAUGGCCGAUGACGUUCAAGCCGGCCCAUUACGGAUCAUGUCCAGCGAGGACAAGAACUGGUCCAUUGUCAUGGCCCUUCCAGGAUCGGGCAGCAGCGUUAGAAGAAUCUGCAGGACGAUGGCCAAAGCGGCGGAUGAACAUCAUCUCCUCGACUUCAGCGAUAAUGCUGAGUUUCAAUGGGGCGAAUCCGAGAACCAGAUAUAUAGCCACGAAAAUCGUACUGGCGAGAACCAAGUCGUCAAUUUUCUGUCACGACAUCGUCUCAGUAAGCGGCAAGCUCCUACUUCGCAGUUGCUGGAAAACAAGGACUAUGGCCCUUGCAGCACUCCUUUGGGUGAAUCCGGUCGUUGUCGCCACAUCAUCUACUGCCGCAUGCCGGAGCUUAAAAACGAUGUCUGGCGCCUGGUAUCCCAACUUUGUAUCAUUGAGAAGAGCUCCAUAGGCAUUUGCUGCACUGACCAGUCGACCAGCAACCGCUUUAGUCCGCAGAUCGUGACCAAUCCGGACAAGGAUGAGCCGCGGAUCGUCAAUCAGCCGGAGCAGCGUGGCUGUGGGAUUACGACCAGGCAGUUCCCGCGCCUCACUGGAGGACGACCAGCCGAGCCGGACGAGUGGCCCUGGAUGGCGGCCCUGCUCCAGGAGGGACUGCCCUUCGUGUGGUGCGGCGGUGUCCUGAUCACCGAUCGCCACGUCCUUACGGCCGCCCACUGCCUCCACAAGAAGGACAAGGAGGACAUCUUUGUGCGUCUGGGCGAGUACAACACUCACAUGCUGAACGAGACGAGGGCCCGGGACUUCCGCAUUGCCAACAUGGUGCUCCACAUCGAUUACAAUCCGCAGAACUACGACAAUGACAUUGCCAUCGUCAGGAUCGACAGAGCCACGCUGUUCAACACGUAUAUCUGGCCGGUUUGCAUGCCGCCCGUGAACGAGGAUUGGUCGGAUAGGAAUGCCAUUGUCACGGGUUGGGGCACCCAGAAGUUUGGCGGUCCGCAUUCCAACAUCCUUAUGGAGGUGAACUUGCCGGUGUGGAAGCAGUCUGACUGCCGGGCCUCGUUUGUGCAGCAUGUUCCGGACUCGGCCAUGUGCGCGGGAUUCCCGGACGGAGGACAGGACUCGUGUCAGGGCGAUAGCGGGGGUCCACUGCUGGUGCAGCUGCCCAACCAGCGAUGGGUCACCAUCGGCAUCGUGUCCUGGGGCGUUGGAUGCGGGGAGCGUGGUCGUCCGGGUAUUUACACACGUGUGGACCGCUACCUGGACUGGAUACUGGCCAAUGCUGAUGUCUAAUACAUAGAAAGCGCUGCCUUCAGUUAGUCAGUACAUUCAAUUUACUCGGCAUUAGCUUUAACAAAUGCUAUGGUCUAAAUACACUAAUUAACCUGAUAA
This is a messenger RNA of Drosophila gunungcola (fruit fly), 3835 nucleotides long. RefSeq lists its product as uncharacterized. Gene Ontology annotation, molecular function: protein heterodimerization activity; RNA polymerase II general transcription initiation factor activity; serine-type endopeptidase activity. The record is from RefSeq and is a predicted model, not a curated record. Gene Ontology annotation, cellular component: SAGA complex; transcription factor TFIID complex; SLIK (SAGA-like) complex. The transcript has 12 exons. NCBI's taxonomy places the organism in Eukaryota, Metazoa, Arthropoda, Insecta, Diptera, Drosophilidae. Gene Ontology annotation, biological process: proteolysis; transcription initiation at RNA polymerase II promoter; RNA polymerase II preinitiation complex assembly. The coding region runs from base 92 to 3736 and encodes 1214 amino acids.